AUGGAAGUGGUGAAGUUCGAGCCAGAUACUGAAGGCAUAGAAAGAAGGAGAGGCAUAAAGCCUUUUGGGAACAUAGGUAAGAUAAGGGUGAUCAAAAGCACAACGGCCCCGAGGUUUAAUCUGUACACGACGGAGGUGGGCAUUGACUGUAAGGAGGAGCAGAAGCAAUAUAUCCCCUACAGGCCUUCCCUUGAGGAGCCUGCCGUAUCAAAUGCCUAUGUCCCCCCAACAAUCAAGCGUCCCGAAACAUGCAGCGUCAAGCUCUCGAAUCUCCCGCUCGACAUGACAAGGGAUAGGCUGCAUUCGAUUAUCAAGUCGCACACAAACAUCUUCUUCAUGAGUCCAAACCUUGUCAUGAACAGGGAAACAGGUGCAUUCAGAGGAUUUGCAUUUGUGACUCUGGAGUCCAGGGAUGAUGCCGUGAAGCUCAUCAAGGACCUCAAGGGCGUUGCAAUUGAUAGCCUGGGGCUGUCUGCAGAGAUAGCUAGGUAA
Messenger RNA from Encephalitozoon cuniculi GB-M1, 492 nucleotides. Its product is annotated as translation initiation factor eIF3 core subunit g. Gene Ontology annotation, molecular function: RNA binding. The transcript has a single exon. Bases 1 to 492 code for a protein of 163 amino acids. Lineage: Eukaryota; Fungi; Microsporidia; Unikaryonidae. The record is from RefSeq and is marked provisional.